Molecule: messenger RNA, 387 nt
Organism: Gloeophyllum trabeum ATCC 11539
Lineage: Eukaryota; Fungi; Basidiomycota; Agaricomycetes; Gloeophyllales; Gloeophyllaceae
Exons: 1
Coding region: 1-387 (128 amino acids)
Source: RefSeq, a predicted model, not a curated record
AUGGACAUCAAGGAGUUCAAGAAGAACCACAUUUCCAGUACUGGUCAGAAGGCCAAUACUUGGAUGAGGUCCCUCUAUACGCACUUCAACUUGAAGAUGCUUUGUGCUGCCCAACGUUACCGUAGUGCUUGCACUGCCUUGGAGAGCCUUGAUGCACUGGGGGACUGGUGCAACCAACGGCUAAUCCUUUGUGAUGAAGAUAUCCAGGGACCAGGCAAGGAGGAAGAUGAGAAAGCCAAGGAAAAGGACAAGGACAAUUGGCAAAGCUGCUAUGAGAUAUCUUGGAUAUGGACUGUACGGCAAGGAUCAAUGGGUGAUAGCAGUGAGGAUGGGACUAGGGAGUUCAAUGACAGCAUGUGCAUGGAAUGGGUCAAGGCAAAGGCCUGA